CUCUUCCCUCAAAUCAUCUUCUUCAAGCUUCUCAUUUCUUCUACUUCUCCAACGCAAUAUGGCUGCGGAAAAAAUUCUAGGUCUUUUCGAUAUGUAUUGGUUUGGACAAGCGAGCUUCACAGAUCAGAAAUCACCGUUAGAGCAACAGGAAGAAGUAAAUCCAGCGGUUGAAAUCGACCAAGGAGUUAUACAAGAAGCAAAUAGAGAGUUUCGUCGUUUACCAAUCCAGCAUCAAAGGUCUCUGAGCGACCAUAAUUUAAGCUCCGGAGCGAGCUUUUCGUCGGAUUCUCAAUCGCCAAACUCGGUUCUCAGGAUGCAAAAGCUGCAACCGAUACUUUCUGGCAAAGAAGUGACGGAGGAGGUGGAAAUUAUAAAGGAAAAAGUGGAGAGAGAAAGGAGGAGGAGGAGAAGGAAAGGAAGUAGUAAGAGCUUAUCGGAUUUGGAGUUUGAGGAGGUGAAGGGAUUUAUGGAUCUAGGAUUUGUUUUUUCUGCGGAAGACAUGGAUUCAAGCUUAGUUUCUAUAAUUCCAGGGUUACAGCGAUUGGGAAGGAGCAACAAUGUGGAAAUAAAUGAAGAAGAAGAAAAAGAAGAAGAAGAGACAAAUUCUAGGGUUAGGAGGCCGUAUCUAUCGGAGGCGUGGGGGGAUAAAAGAAAAGGAAUAGUGAGGAAGCCAUUGAGAAAUUGGAGAUUUCCAGCUGAGGGAAAUGAAGUGGACAUGAAAGAUCAUCUCAGGUUUUGGGCUCAUACUGUUGCAUCCACUGUUAGAUAAUUUCCUUUUUCUUGCUUCUUUUUUCUUUAUUUUUAAUUUUAAUACGUUUGUGUUUGUAUGUGCCGAAUGUCAAGAACUCCACUUUUGAUAAGAAUCAUAUAUAUUUGUAUGUAUAUACACACACACACGCGCGAUAAGGGAAGGGAGGAGAAGAUAGGAAUUGGCGAGGUCCAACAAGACAAAGCUCUUCCCUUGGAUUUCAUUGAAAAGAAUAUAUGAUUCAUCAAAGGUAUUUUCCCAUGCAAGUGCAAUACACCAUUACAAUACUGCUA
Carica papaya (papaya) is the source of this 1041-nucleotide messenger RNA. Its product is annotated as DUF1685 family protein. NCBI's taxonomy places the organism in Eukaryota, Viridiplantae, Streptophyta, Magnoliopsida, Brassicales, Caricaceae. The record is from RefSeq and is a predicted model, not a curated record.